This is a messenger RNA of Mesocestoides corti, 3405 nucleotides long. NCBI's taxonomy places the organism in Eukaryota, Metazoa, Platyhelminthes, Cestoda, Cyclophyllidea, Mesocestoididae. The record is from the annotation of a GenBank genome assembly.
UACCUCCUGUCGUAUUUUGUAAAGAUGUCGGUGGACAUUUUGAAGAGGACAUUGAAUGCUGUUGUUGUGGAACUCGCGCAUCACAUUGGGUUCGAAAAAGCAAAUUUGGAUGCCAUAGAUAUCUUGUCAGAUGUACUCUUCAGAUACCUAAAGGCAAUAUCUGAUGCUAUUGCAAAGCUUGCAAUUGACGAUGGCUACUUCAGCCUGGUUGACGGUGUUGCUAUCUUGGAGUUGAUGAACGAGCCGCUUUCUGAUUUGGUGUUAUUUGCCACCGAAGUGGGUCGAGUUCUUCCAAAACCCGUGGGGCAUAUGUGUUUGCCUCUCGUCGGUAGAGUUGCACUAGCAAUACCUCCAAAGCACAAACAGAUUGUGGUGGAUAACAUCCAUCAACUGCAUCUGCAGAAGUCAAGUAAACCGGGAGAUCUUCCCGCCGAGUCUGUCCCUGAUGAGAAAAAUAAUGGAGGUGGUAUGAAUACAUCCGCGUCGACUCAGAGCCGCGUGGAGCGUAGCCUGCCACAUUGGGCAGGUCGUGUGAACUAUCGCCUGACAAGGGUUACCUAUGACGCAAAGCUAUGUGCCCUGGUUGAGCACGAAUUGCCUCCACCGAUUACUCCGGCGAUCCCCCCACCUAAAAUCCAAUCAUAUAUGAAAAGACGCUCGUCUCGAUCAACUGUAUCAGUAUUUCGCAAACCACAGAUUGAUUCUUCGUCAUCACAGGACCCCUUGAUUCUCUCUAGCUCGAAACCUAAUCGUACCUCGGAGGAAGCGUGGGCGGCCGCCUUAAAAGUUCCCGUUCCAUCGCCUCCAGUGCCGGGUAGAAAAACUAUUGUAACUAUGUCGCCAACGGCUUCAAUGGAUACGAUGACAACACUACUUAAAGGGACUUCUGGUAGUGUUCAGUCCAUCGCCUCGACAAAUUACGGGCCCACAUCUCCAAGGACUACUAAUCGUAAACCUCUCCUACGCUCAAACCGACGUGGCUUCCUGAACCGCAAGAAGCGGUUUAACUUUGGUCGGAGGCGGCCUCAAAUAACACCGCGUCAUUUAAAGCACCAAACAGCACCUAAGUAUUCUCCGGUGCUUGAGAUGAAAGAGGGGAAAGGCGAAGACCUUCAUGAAUUCUCUGAUCAUGGUAAUAGUCCCCCCGCUGGUUUCACUGAUUUCUCCAGUCCGUGUUCUGCUGUCGGAAAUAAAAUAUUUGAUGAAACUAAUGAUGAUGACGACAUAAUUGAUACUAACGCUGCUGGUUCCGUCCCGGGAGAGCAUUCUAUUGUAUCAAAAGGCUCCCUCCUUACCUCCUUUGCUUCAACUAAACCACCAACCCCAUCAUUACUCAAGCACGCGUCCAGUCUCAUGCCCACUACCCCGGUAAAAAGUGCGGCUGAAGUCACAUACAGUGUAAAAUCUGCAGGAUCGUCUCCGAUCCCCACCAGUAAUCUAACUCCGAUCGGUUUACCAAAAGCACAGGACACUUUUGAGGGUAUGCGCAGCACCCCUCCUAGCGAUGAUGGAAUGCGGAAAAGCGAUAUUGUCGACUCACCUGCCGUCUCGGACUCAUGCACCGAACCUUUAGUGGACGAAGAACUAAGUCGAGGUCUUGAGAUGCCACGUGUUUUCAACUUUCCACCGACUCGGCGGCGCUCCAGUUUAUUCUCAUCGUCAUCUCCCACCUCAUCCUCUUCCUCUACUUCCUCUUCACUCUCCUCUUCACCGGCGGUGGAAUCCUCAAUGCCACAAGCUCCUUCAGUUUCUCGGCCCCCACCUCUCAGUUCGCAUAUUUCUCCCAUCUCACCUACGCCUCCCACUCAUUCUGCUGCAAAACAGCUGCUAGCCGAACAUUCUUCCCGUGUGUCCUCGUCCCUGCCCAAUUCCCAAGCUUCACAACCUGCGCCAAUUUUUAACCGGGUUACAGAAGUCACAAAAGCUCUUCCUGCUGCAGCUAGUGCUGGUGGAGGUCUUCGUAUAAAAAUCCGCCUGGGAGGGCCGGAUGGCGAGGGUAUGAGUGUUCACUCCAGUGAGCCCGCCUUCACGAACACGAACUCCAGUUCACCGAGCAGCAGUAGUAGCAGCAGCAGUGUUUCAACAGCGAUGAGCCCGAGCCAGGACUCGGACUCUGAAGCCUUAGCUCGACGUCAUGCUGCCAUCCCUCCCGCUCUCGUGGUCAAGGGAGUGGGGAAUGGACAUAGUCCACUUCCUGCCUCCACGAUUAGAAGAGAACACCAGGAGUGUGCAAACGCGGUCCCACAGCACUCAUCUAGCAUUGACGCCAAGGCCCCGAAGUUAGUUAUCAAGUUUGACAACUUAGGACAUGGUUCCACCAGUAUUGUGCGUUCAUUCGAUCAACAAAUGUCUCAGCCAACUUCUACGCUCCAUCACGAGAAGCUCCGUGGCAGUAGUAUUAGCAGUCUUGGGAGCAGUAGCUCUUCGUCGUCAAGCCAGACUUCCGACGAAGAUGAAGAAACUUUUACCAACACCAAGAUUCCCCCUCCACCUAGCUUGGAGAGACUGUCGAGCGUAAGGUGUCACGAAGCGCGACUAAUACACCCACCAGUGCUCUCAUUACUUAGUCAGCCGACAAGGGAGAUGACAACCAGCGAGGACAGGAAAUUACCACCAUCUCUCCGCCCACUGCACACUCCACUACCGCCCCCUCUUCCGAAAUUGACAUCUUCGACCGUGACAAAGAUUCUCCUACAUUCUCCCGCCUCGUCUCUUGGGAGAACCAGUACUAAAUCUCGCUCGAAGAGCGGGAAAAGGGGGUCUAGAGGGAGCUUCACACAAGAGCUUCCACCACCGAAGCUUGACGCUCUGCUUCCGUCCUGUGGCAAGCGAGCACGUGUUGACUCGGUAUUCACGGACGACGAGGAAGACGAGGAAUACGAAGCGCACGCAGGCGACGGAGAUGGUGUGAGUGUGCGUUCACGAGACAGUCGUCGCAGUCGUCAUCGGAGACACCGAAGUGCCAAGCGGAGAAAGACUGGGACCGGCCUAAGCCUAAAAGCACCACAGCUCCCCCCAUCGACACCAGCAGUAACUACCCAAAUUAUAGCUUCGUCGGCGGGCACGUCCUAUUACUUCAAUAACAAUGGUGAGCAGAUUUGGCUGUGCCCCAUUUGCCGCACAGAAGACGAUGGAAAUCUAAUGGUCGGAUGCGAUAAUUGCGAUGACUGGUAUCACAGAGUAAGUUUUCGCGACAGCAAACGUAAACUCAACGUUCUUUUGUUUUCCUCUGUUUACAGUAGCUGCCUGGGUCUCGUGAAAGAGCCAGAUGCGGCUCAGUGGUUCUGUCCGAAGUGUUCCAACGAACGCCAAACGACAUCUUCGAAGAACAUAAGCGCACGCACAAAGCCCCCUCCAUCGAAGAAAUUACCACCAUCUUCCAGUAGCCGUCACCCCAAGCGAUGA